This is a messenger RNA of Hydra vulgaris (swiftwater hydra), 864 nucleotides long. RefSeq lists its product as uncharacterized. NCBI's taxonomy places the organism in Eukaryota, Metazoa, Cnidaria, Hydrozoa, Anthoathecata, Hydridae. The record is from RefSeq and is a predicted model, not a curated record.
UUUAUCGAAAUUUUUGAUAUUAUUUUUUUUUCAAAUUAAAAUUUAGUUGAUAGAUGGAAGAUUACAGUGUUGAUUCGUGUGUUUUAUCUAAAUACUUUAGGGAACUUCAGCAAGAAAAGAAAAAGUUAGAAAAUAAACUAGAGCACUUGCGCAUGAGAAAGAAUGAUAUUGAGUCGAAGUUAGAUACAGUUUCUCAAAAAAACUUGAUGCUUGUUCAAAAGAAUGACAACAUGGCAAGAACCGUGAACGUUGCCAAAUUACGAGUCCAGGAAACGCUGAUUCAAGUGGAUAAUCUUCAGAAAAAGAAUGACGAAAUCCAAAAUGUUGUAUCACAAGUAAAAGAGGCUAUUAUCAGCGAGGAACAAAGAAGUGAAAAGUUGCAGCAGUCUUAUUUAGAAAACUUUGAUAAUAUUGCCAAUGCUUUCAGAAAUGCAUCACAUUAUUACACUGAAACUUCGCUCAAUCAAGAGAAAGCAAGUUGGAAAAGUCUCGUUGAUCAAAAAGAAAACAUAGUUUGCAACAAGAAAGAAUUAAAUGAAAUUGUAUUUAGCAAACUCGAUGAUAUGAAAAUCAAUUUCGAAGAACCAAUGAAUGAAGAAGAAUCUCCGAAAUCGGUUUGGGAACUUUACUUAGAAAAAAAAGAUGCUGUGAGGUCUACUUUUGAAUUACAUAUCGAAAGAAAAAAGUCUAUAUUGGAUAAGUUAACAGAAGAAGUUAAAACCAAAUUAAAAAAUAUACAAGAUCUGGAGGCUGAAUUAGAAUUACUGAAAAAUUCAUCAACAGUAUAAUUUGCAUUGAACGCAAAUUGAAAAAAAAUCAUUUUAAUUUUAUUUCGAAAUAAAGCCUUAUAAUUAUUAUUUAAAA